This is a messenger RNA of Saprolegnia parasitica CBS 223.65, 348 nucleotides long. RefSeq lists its product as hypothetical. The transcript has 3 exons. Lineage: Eukaryota; Oomycota; Saprolegniomycetes; Saprolegniales; Saprolegniaceae. The record is from RefSeq and is a predicted model, not a curated record. Bases 1 to 348 code for a protein of 115 amino acids.
AUGGACAAGAAGACAUACGGCAAGAUCGCGUCCCUUGCAGCCACACCGCCGCCGGCCACUGGCUGCGGGUUGCUGGUUGCGCUCUCAUGCCUCGCGAGCGGAAUUGCAGCUUUCAUGCUGCUCGUGCUCUUCUUCCCGACCUCCAUCAUCGUGUGCAUUUUGCUCUUCGACUUGGCAGCCCUUGUCAGCAUCGCUGUCGUCGGUCUGCUCUUGAACGUGUCCAUUGUCGCAGCGUUUGGUGUUAUUCUGACGCUCCUCGAUCUCUGCGUUGUGAUCCCGGGCGCCUUUUCCAUCGGCCUCACGGUUGCCACUGUGACGCUUGAUAUGAUCGAGAGCGCAGCCGCGUGA